This is a messenger RNA of Exophiala viscosa, 1205 nucleotides long. RefSeq lists its product as uncharacterized. Lineage: Eukaryota; Fungi; Ascomycota; Eurotiomycetes; Chaetothyriales; Herpotrichiellaceae. Bases 1 to 1167 code for a protein of 388 amino acids. The transcript has a single exon. The record is from RefSeq and is a predicted model, not a curated record.
AUGAGCUGCCAUGUUGGUAGCCCUCUUCAAUGUGGUCACCCUCAAUGCAAUCGAACGGUUGUCUCAGAAGUUUCGGUGAGCAGGGGGCAUAUAAACUAUGCGUCCCUACGAAACCAUUUCGAAAAGUACUUCAAUCAGAAGCUCCACAAUCCCCGGUCCCAAUCAAAUCUACACUUUGAUUUGCAGAAUAUCAGUGAAGCUCGUCAGCCCGAGAUACCUUUACCAGAUGAUGUCGAAUAUCAACGCCAAUAUACUGGAGGCAGUUCCUCGUACUUAUGCAAAGAACGCCGAAACUAUCGACUAAAACAGAAUUAUGAUGUGUUAGGAGUACCGCAAGAAGACAUCGAAGUCCGCGGCUACACAAUUUGCAGCGGAUUUUCAUACGCUCAACGCCACUUUCCAUGCGCGGACAAGAUUCCCUUGAAUCUCGACACGGCAAUGUUGAUCUUUGUACCGUCAGUCAUACAAUUCACGGUAGCACCCACCUGCGACUAUUGUAUCUAUGUCAUGUCACUUAUGUCAAGGAGUGUUGCAGCUAUUCCGGUACCGUAUAUCUUCGGGCGUAAUCUUGGCCUCAACAAUCGCCAUCGAGUAGGAAUAGGUUCAUUGAUCGACGACCCUACCUCGUUGAAACGAGUCCUUGAGGAUAUAGCGCUGGAGCUAUCACCAAAGGCACAGAAGUAUGCAAAAAGAAAGGAGUUGAACCCUGAGGAUAUAUUUUUUAUUGAUUUCGAGACUGUAAGGCGCAGUGCUCGGGGUUUGCCAUUAUGUCCAAUCGAGAUUACUGUUCGUGAUGGGAACGGCAACGUUAUCGUUGACUGCCUGAUCAACGAAGAAGGCGUUACUAACGCCGAGUAUGAAGCUUACCUCAAACGUUCGGGGUUUACUGACGCAGAUAUUAGAGGAGCUAGGAGAAUACGAGGCCUUCCACACGAUAAACCUCCACGCAAGGCGAUGACAUCUAAGCAGAUCGUACAGAUCCUCAUCAACAAAGGACUCAAUCCAGAAUCGCUCUGGAUAGAAUAUUCGAUUUCCGGUUUCGAUUGGCGUUGCAUGGAAGUCCUAAUCAAGAACGCCGGUAUGCCUGUCGAAUCAAUACUCCCCACCAGCGAGAAUACCUGGACGGUGGCGAAGGAUUUCGCGUGUGCUCUACCUGGUAGGGACUAAAUAGUAUACUAUAUAAGUACUGAUGCUUAUUGACAAAC